Cooperia oncophora is the source of this 309-nucleotide messenger RNA. The record is from the annotation of a GenBank genome assembly. Lineage: Eukaryota; Metazoa; Nematoda; Chromadorea; Rhabditida; Trichostrongylidae.
AUGGUCGAUCGGCUUGAGAAAAUGCGACGACGAGCAACUGGCAACGGAGUUACUCAUUGUCUGCUGUGCCAUACUGAAUUCGGCCUUCUGGCAUCGAAAAGCUAUGCGGCUAUGUGUGUCGACUGCAGAAAGUACGUGUGUCAACGGAAUUGUGGUGUGGAGACGUUGGAUACUCAACGUGGUGAAGUGAUCUUUCUAUGCAAAAUCUGUUCGGAAGCACGAGAGGUGGUUAGUUGUCGGGUGGUCAGCUGCUUUUCCUGUGCAAUUUCGCUAUUUUGUCCAUUCAACCCACUUCUACACCUGUUCUGA